AUGUGGGGGAACUCGGUGUAUUGGCCUGUUGUAUAAAUACAUAAUCAGAGUGCGAUCAUUACCCAGUUGCCACUGCUAAGCGUUCGGAUUUGUGUGGUGUGUCCGAUUCGUGCGGAGCAGUCAAGCCCCCAAGAUUACAUCUCGUGAGUGAGUGCGUGCAAGUGCCAAAGGAAUAUUGUGAUAAGAGUGCGUGCAGCUCCGAUCGAGGUAGAGAAUCUGGCGAUCUUAAGGCAUUCCAGAGAAGAAGGGAGAUUUGCUGCAAGAGUGUCUUCUUUGUGUAGCAGCUUUCAGCUUUAUUUGCAAUUUUCAUUCCUCUCCUCUGCAAUUAAUCCGCUAGUACCAUUGCAAGAACACAAGCACACAACCAGAUCGUACAGUGAUCAUUAAAUCUGAAACGGUAUCAGUGAAUGAAUAAAAAAAAGAAUUUGCAAUAAUUAGAGUAAUAAUCGGAUAGUGUGAAUUUGUGUGCAAAAGUGAAAGUGAGUGGUAACUUUAAAAUUGGCUGGAAAAAAAAAGUAGAGUAUGCCACCAAAGCCACAAGAGAGCAUUCCCGUGAUCGGUGAUCGAUUGCGGGAGGCCCCCACAGAAUCCACGACAGAUCACUGCGAAACCACAGAGCCUCAGGGUGAAUGUGGCUAUGUGAAUAGAGUUUUUGAGAGUGAUGAGAAAUCCUCAGUGUUGGAUUUGCAUCCUCCGCAGAAACCCAAGGGCAAUCCCGUCACCAAGAUCAUCGAUUUCGAUGAUCUCCUUCCGCACGUUGGUGAAUUUGGACUGUUUCAGAAGAUCCUCUUCCUCUGCAUGAUCCCAUUCGCCUUCUUCGUGGCCUUUGUCUACUUCUCGCAGAUUUUCAUCACACUCGUACCAGAGGAACAUUGGUGCAUAGCACCUGAAUUGAGCCACUUGGAUCUCGACACGAGAUUGAGACUGUCUGUGCCAAAAGUGAAUGUUGACGAUGGUGGAUUCACGUACAGUAAAUGUCUGAUGUAUGAUGUGAAUUAUACGGAAAUCCUCGAAUCGGGAAUUACAGAGCCCGACCCCACCUGGCCAGUCACUUCCUGUCGUCAUGGUUGGGAAUAUAACUUCACGGAUAUUCCAUAUGAAACUGUAGCGACACAGUUCGAUUGGGUAUGCGAAAAUUCCGCUCUGCCAACGAUAGCUCAAUCGAUAUUCUUCCUGGGUGCCAUUGCGGGCGGUCUGAUCUUUGGCUGGAUCGCUGAUCGUUUUGGAAGAAUACCGGCUCUGGUGGGAUGCAAUCUGAUAGGAUUUGCUGCGGGAGUUGGAACAGCCUACGUCAAUAAUUUCUGGGAGUUCAGUCUAUGUCGCUUUCUCGUUGGAUUCGCCUUCGACAACUGCUUCACCAUGAUGUACAUUCUCGUGUUGGAGUACGUGGGGCCUAAGUGGAGAACCUUUGUAGCCAAUAUGUCCAUUGCCAUAUUUUUCACAAUUGCAUCAUGCUCACUACCCUGGAUCGCUUACUACUUGGGAGACUGGAAGAUGUUCACCAUUGUGACUUCGGCACCACUGUGUCUUGCCAUUUUAACACCAUUCAUCGUUCCGGAAUCAGCAAGGUGGUUGGUGUCACAAGGAAAAAUUGAGAAAGCCAUAAAAAUUCUGAAGAAAUUUGAGAAAAUCAAUGGGAAGGAUGUAUCACCGCAAAUUUACAAAGAUUUCUCGGAGAGUUGUGCCAAGAUCCAGGAAGAGGAAGCCCAGUCCCAGAGCUAUUCAGUACUGGACUUAUUCAGGACGCCACGCCUGCGAAAGAUAACAAUCGUUCUAGUGCUAAUUUGGAUGGCGAUCUCACUGGUAUUUGACGGUCAUGUGCGAAAUGUUGGAUCUCUGGGUCUGGAUAUCUUUUUCACUUUCACCGUGGCCGCAGCUACAGAAUUCCCAGCCGAUACUCUGCUGACCCUGACGCUGGAUCGCUGGGGAAGACGAUGGCUGGCGUGCGGCACGAUGGUGUUUAGUGGAGUGUUCAGUCUGCUGGCCACUGUAGUGCCCGUUGGUGUCUAUUCGGCCACAUUGGCCAUACUGGGCCGUUUUGCCGUCAACAUUUCCUACAACAUUGGCCUUCAGUAUGCCGCUGAGCUGCUUCCCACCGUGGUGAGAGCCCAAGGUAUCGCCUUCAUACACAUCAUGGGAUAUGUGGCUAGCAUCGUGGCGCCCUUCGUGGUAUACCUCUCCAACAUUGCCAUAUCUUUGCCCCUGGUGGUACUGGGAAUUAUUGGGAUCAUCGGAGGAUUGCUUUCUCUCUUCCUGCCCGAAACCUUGAACCACGAACUACCUCAAACUCUUGCCGAUGGCGAAGACUUUGGCAGAGGACAACGCAUUUGGGACUUCCCAUGCUGCAACAAAAAACUUGAUGAUGCUGACAAGCAGAUUGAUCAUUUUAAGAGAGCGUCGAGCUCCAGUGUCCGGACGAGAUCUGUACGAGGAUCGGCCCGUGGUGAGAUUCGUUCGAGUAUCAUCCAGCGUUCCUCAGUAAGAUCCAGAAAUGCCACGACGUCUCCUUAAGGAGAAGUCAAACCUGACAACCUCUUAAGCAUCUCGUGAAGAAGAUGCUUUGUGUGAUGAUGAGGGCCAGAAUCUAGUCAGUCAUUGCUACGCCAUAAGUCAAUUAAUCUUCACAUUUUGACCCCUUUCGGCUUCCACUUGGGCACAAAGCGGAAGGAUUUUCCCCAUUGUAUUGUAUACAAUUCCUGACGAAGCAAUUAGAGCUGAAAUCUUGUAUCCGAAUUAACUUGAUGACACUCCAUUCCCCAUGGAAUAAGCAGAGUAGGGAUAUAAUGUAAAUACUGGCUGCCAUUGAAUUCUUUUUUUCAUCAACUUCUGUGGGAAACCUCAAGGAAGCAAUUAGUGAUUUAGCGAGAAGACAUUCUCUGAAUAAAUCUUAGCCUCGAUUCCUUUCCCCUAUCUUCAACUUCUUAUAAUAUUAUUUGUCCAUUCUUAAAUUGUAGCGAUUUUAAACAUUUUAAAGUGAUUUAAUAUUAUGCUUAUUUCAUUGUAAGUUCUCCAUACUUUUUGCAUUUUGUCAUGUAAGUGAAAUAAACGAGAGAAUUUAGUAGAUAUAAGAGAAAGACAUAAUAAAAGGCAUAUGAACAUAAA
Molecule: messenger RNA, 3102 nt
Organism: Phlebotomus papatasi
Lineage: Eukaryota; Metazoa; Arthropoda; Insecta; Diptera; Psychodidae
Product: carcinine transporter-like
Exons: 7
Coding region: 523-2511 (662 amino acids)
Biological process (GO): transmembrane transport
Cellular component (GO): membrane
Molecular function (GO): transmembrane transporter activity
Source: RefSeq, a predicted model, not a curated record